UUCAGACCCUGAAUUACAGUACAUAAAUGGAGAUAUUGAGACAAUUUAUGAUUUUGAUUGUGAUUACCUCAGAUAUGAUGACAUUGUGUUUAGGUAUGAGGAGAGACUAGGGUUUAAAAAUGUGAAACAUAUAUUUGUGCUUAAGCCUGGUAGAAGUUUGAAUGAUGGGUUGUUUUUACUACAUAAUGAUGAAGGAGUUCAGAAAUUGCUUAAGUAUGUUAGCAAGUAUUCUUGGUUGUCAGAGAUAGAUUUAUAUGCUGAUCAUGCAGUAGAUGAACCCAUAUUUCCUACUGUCCUACUGAGUUUAGAAGGUGCUGAGUCUGCUAGCAUAGACCCCAAUGGUUUAGGUGCUGAAAAUGAGUUAGGUGCUGAGGUUGAGGAGGUUGUGUGUCUUGAGGAAGAUGGGCCAGGGAAUAAGGAGGUUGGGCCUGGGGAGAUGGGCCUGGACAUGGGGAGCAUGGGGAGCAUGGGCCUGGACAGCACAUGGAAGAUGGGCUUGGUCAGCAGUUAAAUAAAGGUGGGUUGUUUGAGGUGGCUGGGCAGGAUUUUGAUAGGACUGGCCUGUUUGAUGUGGAUGGGGCUGAUGAGUUGGCUCAUUUGUUCCAAGAUGGCAACCUAGGUACACAACAUAGUUGUGUUUAUGCAGAGGGGCAACAAGGAGAUGGUAGGGCUGAGGUAGAUCCAACACAGGGGAAUAAAGAAGGGUGCAGGUCUGGGGGGGUGAAACUGAACAAAAUUGGCAUGCUAACAGUGAUAGAGUAGAUGCAGGGGAUGGAGUUGGAGAGCAAGACUAUGAUUAUCCCCAAAUAGAUAGCAGUGAUGACAGUGCAGAUGAAGGGGCAAAUGACAGUGCAGAUGGUAGCAGUGAAGAUGAGCCAAAUGCAGGGGUGCCAUUUGAGGUAAGGCCUGGACAACCUCAUUUUCAAAUUGGUAUGACCUUUACUAAUGUCAAGGAAGUUAGAUUAGCACUUGCAAAAUAUGCUGUUUCCAAGGGGGUUAAAUUGAAGAUCAAGCCAAAUGAGACCAAUAGAAUUAGGGCCAAAUGUGUCACAAGUGCUAACUGUCCAUUUGUGAUACACAUUUCAAAAAUUGGAGACAUUGAUGGGUUAUCUGUGAAGACCUUAAAGCCAGAGCAUGAUUGUUAUAGGAUCUUUGAAAAUCCUAGCUGUACUGUGAAGUUCAUUGCUGAUUUCAUGAAGAAAAAACUCUAUAAGAAGCCAGACAUGUCUACAAAGGAUUUAAAGGCUGCAGUGGAAGAGCAACUUAGGGUCCAAGUAUCCAUUGCAAAGUGCAAGAGGGCUAAAAGGGAAAUUAAACAAGAGUUAAAUGGGAGUCACAAGGUUGAAUUUGGGUAUUUGGAGGCUUAUGCUGCAGCUCUAAAAAGCAGCAAUCCAGGGACCACUGCCCAUAUAGAUUUAUGUACUCAGAGUUUGAGAGAAGGCAAGAGGGUGUUUAAGAGAAUGUUCAUUUGUUUUGAUGCUUGCAGAAGGGGCUGGUUGGCAGGUUGUAGGCCAAUUAUUGGCUUAGAUGGAUGCUUCCUUAAAGGGAUUUGCCAGGGCAUCUUAUUAUCAGCAGUGGGGAAGGAUGGUAAUGACCAGAUGUUCCCCAUUGCUUGGGCUGUGGUUGACAAAGAGACUAAGAAUAACUGGGGUUGGUUUUUAUGGUGGUUAAAGAGGGAGCUGAAUCUUGAGGAUGGAAAACACUUUACACUAAUCUCAGACAUGCAAAAGGGUUUAAUCAAAGCAAUUAAAAACUUGCUGCCAGAAGUAGAGCAUCGUAUGUGUGCAAGGCACAUCCUUGCAAAUUGGGGCAAAAUAUGGAGAGGGGGUGAAAUGGAGAAAAUGUUCUGGAUAUGUGCUUGGAGCACAUAUCCAGAAGAUUUUAAAGCAAAUCUUUGCAAGCUGGCUGAGGUGAAACUUGAAGCAGUGACAGACCUAAUACAUUAUCAACCUCACACAUGGUCAAGAGCAUACUUCACAAGUAGGUGCUCAUCUUGGUCAGUAGAUAAUAACAUAUCUGAAUGUUUCAAUGCUUGGAUUAGAGAAGCAAGACACAAGCCAAUAGUGUCUAUGCUUGAAGAAAUUAGAUUGAAGACAAUGACCAGAAUUGCUGCAAAUAGGGAUCUUGUAGACAAAUGGGUUACAAGUUGGAGUCCAGUUUGUAUGAACUUAUUUCAAGACAACAAGGAGCUUGCUGCUGAAACAUGUGAAGCUGUAUUCAAUGGGGACCAUAGGUUUGAAAUUGGUGAUGGGGACGACAAGCACACUGUCUUACUGAACAGGAAAGCAUGCACCUGCAGAGCUUGGGAACUCACUGGAAUCCCUUGUGCCCAUGCAAUGACAGCAAUGCGCCACCUGAAGCUUGAUCCAAAAGCCCACAUUUCAUUGUAUUAUCACAAGUCCAAAUAUGUGGCAGCAUAUCAGUUUUCUAUGCAGCCAGUUCCUGGGAAGAAAUUUUUUAAAAUACAUGAGUUCAAGUCAAUGGAUCCACCACCAGUCACAAAUAGGCCUGGGAGGCCAAGAAAGAAAAGGAUUAGAGGUUUGCAUGAGUCUCAACCAGGAACAAGGCUAAGCAAGAAAGGCAGAAAGCAGAAAUGUGGCAAGUGUGGAGUAGAGGGCCAUAACAAAAAGAACUGUAAAAACAUGCAUAGACCUCCACAGGCUCAGCCAGAAGAAGAACAAAUACCACAAGGUCCAACUGUCCCUACAUGGAUCAGUGGUUCAGCAGGACCUCAAGGGCCAAAUGCCCCUACAUGGAUAGGUGCAGCAGCUGGUAUGGGUCCAGUAGAGGGUAUGGGUCCUUCUGGUGCCCCUACUACAUCAUCUGUUGGUGCAAGUUCAUCAGCUGGCCCAAGUGCAUGUUCUGUCCCAUCAAGAGGAGGAAUUGGUAGAGGGUCUACUUCAAGAGCUACAUCUAAUGCAGGUGGCCAAAGGAGAACAGUUCAUGGCCAAAGGAUGCAAGCUGCAGCAAUGGCUAGAAGAGGCAUGAUGGCUACAAGAAACUUGACUGCAGAGAGAGGCUAUGGGUACAGCUAUGAUGAGGUUACAGGGAAUGUAGUCAUGGAUCCUGGAAUGGCAACAGAAAGGAGCACUGAACCUGCAACUGCACCUGUGCCUGCACCUAUGAUGAAUGAUCCAGAUCCCCAGAUUAGAAGGCCUAUUGCAAAUGAAAGAGAAAUAAGAAGGGCAAGGACUCAGACUCAGAAUCAGGCUCAGGCACAGACGAAGUCUUAUGCAAGAACUGUUCAAUUUACUGGUGAUGGAACUGAACUUCGCUAUGCCACAGACCUGCCUUUUUCAAUUCCAGGAUUGCAAUGGAAGGGGGGUCCUAGUAUCACAACAUCUCAACUGCAACAACAAAGGGAUGAACAAGUUGCUGGGUUGCAAAAUAGGGAAAAUGACCAGAGUCUAUGAUCAUAUUACAGGCUGUUUUUGUUAAUUUUGCAAAACUGUUGUAAUCUAUUAGGUUUCAAAACAGUUUAGUAUUAUUUUGGUGCAAUGGUGAUGACAUGAACAACUAGUGUAUGUCAUGCACUACUUUUGUAAGUUUUUAGGGCAAUGAACUUGAACUACAUAUGCUCUAUUUCUUAGCCACAAUGAACCAUAGUUUUUGUAA
Mercurialis annua (annual mercury) is the source of this 3615-nucleotide messenger RNA. RefSeq lists its product as uncharacterized. The coding region runs from base 933 to 3413 and encodes 826 amino acids. The transcript is spliced from 4 exons. The record is from RefSeq and is a predicted model, not a curated record. Gene Ontology annotation, molecular function: zinc ion binding; nucleic acid binding. NCBI's taxonomy places the organism in Eukaryota, Viridiplantae, Streptophyta, Magnoliopsida, Malpighiales, Euphorbiaceae.